This is a messenger RNA of Lottia gigantea (owl limpet), 2016 nucleotides long. RefSeq lists its product as hypothetical. The record is from RefSeq and is a predicted model, not a curated record. Lineage: Eukaryota; Metazoa; Mollusca; Gastropoda; Lottiidae. The annotation marks the transcript as partial. Gene Ontology annotation, molecular function: zinc ion binding; ATP binding; RNA binding. The transcript has 2 exons. Gene Ontology annotation, biological process: gamete generation; cell differentiation. Gene Ontology annotation, cellular component: nucleus; P granule.
GGAUCCAGUAAUGGCUUUGGAAGCAGCGGAUUUGGUUCCAAAAGUGGAUUUGGUGGAAAUUCAGAUUCUGUCAGUGGUUUUGGCGGAGGUGGUAACAGUGGAUUUAGUGGCUCCAAAGGUUUUGGGGGAGGUGGCGGAGGAAAAGGCUGCUUCAAAUGUGGUCAAGAAGGUCACAUGUCCAGAGAAUGUCCAAGUGGCGGGGGACAGUCUAGAGGAAAGGGCUGUUUCAAAUGCGGAGAAGAGGGACACAUGUCACGAGAAUGUCCCAAAGGAGGUGGUGGAGGAAGAGGCUGCUUCAAAUGUGGUGAAGAAGGUCAUAUGUCCAGAGAAUGUCCAAGUGGUGGGGGACAGUCCAGAGGAAAGGGCUGUUUCAAAUGCGGUGAAGAGGGGCACAUGUCACGAGAAUGCCCGAAUGGAAGCAGUGGUGGAAGCCGUUCAGGAUUUGACUCUAAAGGAAAGGGUUGUUUCAAAUGUGGUGAAGAAGGGCAUAUGUCAAGGGAAUGCCCAAAUCAAGAAAACAAAGAUGGGGAAAAGAGAGAAAUAUAUAUCCCACCAGAGCCCAGCACCGAUGAAGAUGAAAUUUUCAAAAGUAUUGAAAAGGGAAUUAACUUUAACAAAUAUGACGAUAUUCCAGUGGAAGUUUCUGGUCGUUCACCAGUUUCGUUCAUCACAAGUUUUGAUGAGGCUGGUUUGAGAGACUCAUUCUUAAAAAAUGUGAGAAAGGCGAAAUAUGACAGACCGACACCAGUUCAGAAAUAUGCCAUUCCAAUUAUUAUGGCUGGUAGAGAUUUGAUGGCCUGUGCUCAGACAGGCUCUGGUAAAACUGCUGCAUUCGUUCUACCAACUAUCACAGCUAUGAUGAAUGAUGGGUUGAAAUCAAGCAGAUUUUCAGAAGUUCAAGAACCACAAGCGAUCGUAGUUGCCCCUACAAGAGAGUUGGCUAUUCAGAUUCAUUUAGACGCAAGGAAAUUUGCCCAUGGUACAGAUUUACGUUCAGUGGUCUUAUAUGGUGGAACUUCAGUUGGAUAUCAAAUGAAACAAGUUGAACAAGGGGCUCAUUUUGUGGUAGGAACCCCUGGCAGACUGUUAGAUACUAUCAACAAAGGAAAAAUCAGUUUGGCUAAAAUCAAAUUUCUCAUAUUGGAUGAAGCAGACAGAAUGCUGGAUAUGGGAUUUGAACCUGAUAUCAGGAAGUUGGUGGAAACAAUGGGAAUGCCAGCCAAAACCGAAAGACAAACUCUUAUGUUUAGUGCUACUUUUCCUGAAGAAAUUCAGAAACUUGCUGCAGACUUUCUUAAUGAUUAUCUAUUUGUGACAGUUGGCAGAGUGGGAGGAGCCAAUACUGAUGUGGAACAAAUGUUUUAUGAAAUUGACAGACUUCAAAAACGUGACAAAUUGUGCUCAAUUUUGUCAGAAACCGGCACUGAUAGGACAUUAGUAUUCGUGGAACAGAAAAGAAAUGCUGAUUUCUUAGCUUCAUAUCUGAGUCAGUCUGUAUUCCCAACUACAAGUAUUCAUGGUGAUCGUUUACAAAGGGAAAGAGAGGAGGCCUUAUUAGAUUUUAAAACUGGAAAAGCUCCUAUUUUGGUGGCUACAAGUGUUGCUGCCAGAGGUCUUGACAUUCCAGGAGUCAAACAUGUUGUAAAUUAUGAUCUACCAGCAUCUAUUGAUGAGUAUGUACAUCGUAUUGGCCGCACAGGAAGGUGUGGAAACCUGGGUAAAGCCACAAGUUUUUACUCACACGAUUCUGAUUCUGCUUUGUGUAAGAGUUUGGUGAGAAUAUUGAAGGAAGCUAAUCAAGGAGUUCCUUCAUGGUUGGAGAGCUAUGCAGCCAGUAGUAUGGAAACUAGUGGAACAUACAGACCUGGUGGGAAAUUUGGCGGAAAGGAUAUCCGUAGAAAUGGUGGAGGAGGAGGCGGCCAAGGUCAAGGUGGUGGUGAUCAAUGGUUUGACGGAGGUCAGGCUGCAGGAAAUGUGGGAAAUACAGCUUGCGGUGGUGAUGAAGAGGAAUGGGAC